Messenger RNA from Nilaparvata lugens (brown planthopper), 3618 nucleotides. RefSeq lists its product as uncharacterized. Bases 111 to 1169 code for a protein of 352 amino acids. The record is from RefSeq and is a predicted model, not a curated record. NCBI's taxonomy places the organism in Eukaryota, Metazoa, Arthropoda, Insecta, Hemiptera, Delphacidae. The transcript is spliced from 8 exons.
CAGUUUCGAUUUUCCGAGCAGACAGUUUUGUUUUUUCGUCAGUCAGUCGGUUGUUUGUUGUAGGUCGGCUGUUUACAAGUUUUAAGCGUCUCAUUAUCCAUUUAUUCAAAAUGAUAAAAGCAAAACCUAUUCUGUUUUGCUUGUUUUUGGUCUUUAUGGCCUCCGCGAAAUCGUCUGAUGUGGUUAUAUCCGACUUUGAUUUGCCAUGGAAUCGUAUUAACGAUUGUAAGACCACCUGCGACAAAAUCUAUCAAGAGAAGUCGCCAGAUGAAGCCAAAUCCUGUUCAAGAGGAUGUCGCUUCUACAGUAUGGCUGAGAUGAUCGCAAAAACCACCGAUUUGGAUAAGUUUAUUGCUAGAGAAGCUUGCGUCAGCUCUUGCGAAGACAGCUACCCUGUUGAUUCAGCUGAUAGAGCAGCUUGUCUUACCGGAUGUGAUUCCAUGAGAAAACUGAAGAAAGAGACCCCGGAAGAUUUCGCUAUCACAUCCAGCUUUUCUUUCUCGUUCUUCUUCGAUGAUGGAAACGGUCUCAAGUCUCUGCAAUCAGAUGGAAAUACAAUAAUUCCCGGGGAAGCUCAAGUUGCUGAUCAAGAUAUCUCUACUUUGGAUGAGAACAAAGGCACUGACCUUGAAACUGAUGACGUUCUGACGGAUCCAGCUCUCAAGGGUCAAACUGGAAUCGGGUUUUUGAGGGACAUCAAACUGCCAAUCAUCAAAAUAAAGACCCUGCCUGUUGAAGAGGUUGAUGAGACCAAUGAAGAUAAUAAGGUGAACUCCGGGCACCUCCGCUGCUGGUGGCUGCCGGCCAAAGGGGUGAACAAGUUCGGCAUCAUCCCAAUCUGCCUGCUCUUCGCCUGCCUCAUCCUAAUGAUGGUGGUCCUCCUCCGUAUGAUGUUCCUCCUCCGCCGCGUCCGCUCGCGCAUGCGCGCCCGCGCCCAAGCCCGCGCCAACUCCUCCAAGCCCACUCAGCCACUCAUCGUCGACGAAAAAUCUGCCUGCUAUCUGCCCAUCAACAGCGACCUGCCCGACAAGUAUGCGCAGUUUUUGGCCGCCGACAGCGGCGCAUGCGCAGGCCUCGCCAAGGUGCCGCCGCCCAAGUAUGAUGAGGUCAUCGUCAUCGAUGCCAAAAUGGCGGAGGCGGCUGGCGGAAAACCCACCGAGACCAUUUAAGAGGUGUUGGUGGAGAGGGGGGAAUUGUUGGCGCCAAGUUUGAAAAGUAAUGUAAUUUGAAUGUUGGCGCCAAAUUUAAGUUGGGUUAGGUUGUUGGUUUUGGCGCCAAAACGGUCUCGUUUCAGUUUUGGUGCAAUAACUUGAGAGAAAUUUGGUUGGCUGUAAAUUUUUGGGCAGUCCCGAAGGUAUGAAUUUUGUGAUCAUAGUAUUGUUGUGACCAUACUUGGUGGCUAAUAUAUAUAAUAUAAUGUCUUUUCCAAUAUCUAAGAUUCAAGAGCUUCACAUUUUUGCACUUCAAAUUUAAUAUUCAAUCGUGUGAAUGAGUUUUAUUCCAGCUCUAGAAAGCUGAAGAAAAGCAAUCUUUACUGAUUUUAGUAUUUUAAUUCCAUUAAGAUUUUGAUUACUGGUUCUCUUCAUAAAUAAGAAAUUUUCUAUCAUGUUUCAAAACUCUUCAUCUCUGAUUAUCCCAAUUUAAACUUACAUAACUUUUGAGUUCAAUUUUUAUUUCCAAAAUCAUGUUACUUGUUUGAGUUUAUUUUCCAUGUUAUAUUCUCACAAAAUUUGAGAAGUUUGAUGUUUUCUGUUACGUUUCUUAAAAGCUAUCAGCAAUUAGCAAGAUGUGUCAAUUUUAUUUUGUUAUUGUAUUAUUUUAUUUUAUUUUUCCUGAAAUUCUUGAAAGUUUCCAACUCUUAGGAAUUCAAGGAGGAUACAUUUUGUUACAAUUUUAAAAAUCCGUCUAGAGUUCUAUUAUUUUGUAUUGUUUAAAAAAUGUCUAGUUAUUUCUAAAAAAUGCUAAAUUCUAGUUAUUCCUCUCGAAAUGUAUUACCUUGUAAUCAUUCUGUGUAUUUCAAGUUAAAUACUCAGCCUGUAUCUCUAGAAAAAAUUUUCUAUUAAUGUCUUUAGUAAGACCAAUUUCAAUAUAAUUAUUAUUAAAAAAAUUCAAAUUUCAUGGUUCCGUUAGGUAAUUUUUGAGACUGAUUUGUGGUGUUGGUAAAACUAGUCUUAACUUUCAGCUUGUGUCAUAUUCAAUUUAAUUUUAUUUAGUUUUAAAAUUGUCAAAUCUUGAAAACUUUCUUACAUGUUUUUAAGGCAUUAAUAACCUAAUUAUUGGAGUAAACUCGUGAAAUCUCCAGUAUCAACUUUAUUACAACGACUUGUUGAUCUCUAUAGAAAUUUUCAGUUUGAAAGUUGAGAUUUUCUAUAAAAAUAAUUUAUUUUAAAAUAUCAUGUUCUAAAACAUUCCAAAAUCGAUAUCAGGCACACAUUUGUAUACUGUUUCCCAUGCUAUUUUUUGAAAACAUGUAAUUUUAUGCCAACUUAUUAUUAUCAUUUGACAUAAUUUACAGUCGUUUCCAUCAAGUUUAGAUAUUCAUUAUUUUGUUAUUGUAUUAUUUUAUUUUAUUUUUCCUGAAAUUCUUGAAAGUUUCCAACUCUUAGGAAUUCAAGGAGGAUACAUUUGUUACAAUUUUAAAAAUCCGUCUAGAGUUCUAUUAUUUUGUAUUGUUUAAAAAAUGUCUAGUUAUUUCUAAAAAAUGCUAAAUUCUAGUUAUUCCUCUCGAAAUGUAUUACCUUGUAAUCAUUCUGUGUAUUUCAAGUUAAAUACUCAGCCUGUAUCUCUAGAAAAAAUUUUCUAUCAAUGUCUUUAGUAAGACCAAUUUCUAAUAUAAUUAUUAUAAAAAAAUUCAAAUUUCAUGGUUCCGUUUGGUAAUUUUUGAGACUGAUUUUUGGUGUUGGUAAAACUAGUCUUAACUUUCAGCUUGUGUCAUAUUCAAUUUAAUUUUAUUUAGUUUUAAAAUUGUCAAAUUUUGAAAACUUUCUUACCUGAUUUUAAGGCAUUAAUAACCUAAUUAUUGGAGUAAACUCGUGAAAUCUCCAGUAUCAAACUUUAUUACAACGACUUGUUGAUCUCUAUAGAAAUUUUCAGUUUGAAAGUUGAGAUUUUCUAUAAAAAUAAUUUAUUUUAAAAUAUCAUGUUCUAAAACAUUCCAAAAUCGAUAUCAGGCACACAUUUGUAUACUGUUUCCCAUGCUAUUUUUUGAAAACAUGUAAUUUUAUGCCAACUUAUUAUUAUCAUUUGACAUAAUUUACAGUCGUUUCCAUCAAGUUUAGAUAUUCAUUUAAAUUGUUACUUGUAUUGAUUUCAAUUGAAUGGUUAGAUUAUAUUAUUCUACAAUCUCAAAUUGCACGUAUACAUAAGUUAUUAUAAAAACUGAAGCACAAUAUGAGUGAGAAUUUUAGUAAAAUGUUAUUAAUAUCCAUGAAUUAUGAGAUUUGGAACUAUAGUUUCGGUUUAUCAAAUUAUUUAUUGAUCUUAGUUUGUUUUGAUUUUAGUUCAAAAUUGUUGAUUCGAAAACAUUAGUAGUUGAGUGUGUACUCUAAUUCAUUGAAUAACAUAUUGUAAGAGUUUAGAUUACACCACUUCGUGAAAUACAGUGUUUUUGAAUUUGAA